Messenger RNA from Eriocheir sinensis (Chinese mitten crab), 1390 nucleotides. RefSeq lists its product as uncharacterized. The transcript has 5 exons. Lineage: Eukaryota; Metazoa; Arthropoda; Malacostraca; Decapoda; Varunidae. The coding region runs from base 348 to 1301 and encodes 317 amino acids. The record is from RefSeq and is a predicted model, not a curated record.
CAAUCUCUUUAUUUCCACAAUUUUUCUACUCGCUGAUGUGUCUCUGAAGCUGAACAAGAAACUCCUACAUGAAAAAAAAUGUGAAAAAUACAAACAAAAGUAGCCACCAAAACUUCUUGAAUCCUUAUUUAUCAUUAAGGGCGGGGAGCAGCUCACCACCCGCCACGACCAUCAACAGACUGGAGUGCUCCAUGAUGGAUCACGCUUCAUCAAGCCCAGAAGACUCAUGAGACAGCAAAGCGAUACAUUUAUAGUGCUGUUCACUAGCUGCUCGUGACGUCAACCCGGUGUCUUAAAGUUAUUAUUUAAGGAGGAAGAGGAGGAGGAGGUUAAGGGAUUAUCAAGUCAUGGCACUGUACACACUGCAUGGACGUUGCAGUGAACAGACGUGCUUUCCUGAGCUCCAGUACCUGGUACUCAACAAGUGUAACCAGUCACUGGACGUGGACAUUCAUAAAAAUUUUCAUCAUACAGGAGUCAGGAGGGCUGCUGCCGAGCCCAUCAGAAGGACUGCCGCCGGGAAGAUGCCACUGGCAGCUGCGGACGGGACCAAGAUGGUGCGUGUGGCGGUGGCGGCGGUGUUGGUGGUGGGGUGUGUGCAUCACCUCCCCGCCACCGCGGCAGGACAGCCCUCAGUGUUCUACGUCAACAGUGUUUCUCUUGGCAACUACUUAGAAAAACCAGGGAUGACGAUAGACAGCAAGGAUGCCUACCUGACGAUAAGCGCCAAAGAUAAAUGCAGCUGCCGGGCCGCGUGCCGGACACAUCCUCGCUGCGUAGCCGCUGCCAUAGUGCCUGAUGGGCAGGCAUGGCAGUGCCGUCUGGCCGACGAGGGACCAAUCUUCAUUAACGUCACGGAGGAUCCCGAAGCGACCUAUGUCUUCUGGGAGAAAUCACUGCCAGAGAAUCUCUAUUUCGGAUUGGGAAAGGACAGAAUGCUGUACCUGGUCGAGAAGUUCAGAAACAAAACAUUCCAAGAAGCCAAAAACUUUUGCAGACGCAUUCCUGGACACCGACUGGCCAUGACAAAAACCAGGAAUAGUUUUGACGCGUUGGUUGACAUCAUUAAGGAAACCGGUCAUGCGUGGGUGUGGAUAGACCUGCGUCAACAGGACGAGACUGACAAAAACUCUUUGGUGUGGGGCGACAACACAACAUACAGUGUUACAAACAUUAUGCUUAUAGUCCUCUCACGAGGUUGUCCUUUUAUCCUGACUUGGUGGGGAAUAAUCCGGGAGAGUUGUUACGACGGGCGUUGGAUUGCAGCGUGCCAGGCUGACCCACUGGGCCUGGGCGAUUAGUAUUGUCUCUGCCCAGUGUUUUCUCCUAAGGCUGUCCUUCAGGCCUUUUCUUCAACAGUCCAGUCUAUUUUCUGCAUAACCUUUACAAC